Molecule: messenger RNA, 2907 nt
Organism: Cyanidioschyzon merolae strain 10D
Lineage: Eukaryota; Rhodophyta; Bangiophyceae; Cyanidiales; Cyanidiaceae
Product: adaptor-related protein complex 2, beta subunit
Exons: 1
Coding region: 1-2907 (968 amino acids)
Biological process (GO): vesicle-mediated transport; intracellular protein transport
Cellular component (GO): membrane coat
Source: RefSeq, a predicted model, not a curated record
AUGGCAAGCUUAUCGUCCUUGAAGAAGCGUGCGCUACACUUCUUCACUGGUGGAAAGCGGGGCGAGGUUUCGGAAAUUCGCGAAGACCUGCACGCUUCGUCCUCCACGGUUCGGAAGCACGCUCUGCGACAGACUAUCGCAUCGAUGACCGUUGGCAAGGAUAUGGCGCCGCUGUUCACCGAUGUGGUAAACUGCGGCCAGACAAGUAACCUCCAGAUGAAAAAGCUCGUUUACCUCUACAUCAUGUACUACGCCAAGAAUCAGCCGGAUCUCGCGAUCCUCGCCGUCAACAGUUUCGUGAAGGAUGCGCAGGAUCCCAAUCCCCUGAUCCGAGCAAUCGCUAUCCGAACGAUGAGUUGCAUUCGACUGGAGCGCAUUGCAGAGUACCUGGUGCCGCCGCUGCGACAAGCGCUCACCGAUCCAGACCCCUACGUUCGAAAGACUGCAGCACUCGCUGUCGCCAAACUCUAUGAUGUGAAUCCUACCGUUGCAAUAGAGGGCGGCUUUUUAGAUGCGCUUCGCAACCUUCUUCAAGACGGCAAUGCCGUGGUCCUCAGUAACGCGAUCGCUGCCUGGUUGGAUAUCCGCCGAAGAGCAGCGCAACGCGAUGACGCUGCGCGCAGCCACUUGUCGCUCGAAGCGACCCAUAUUCGAAGACUCCUGGUUGCGCUUCCGGACUGUGGUGAAUGGGGUCAGCUGACCCUGCUUGAGGCGUUAUCGCUGUACGAUCCCCAGCACGCUGCUGAGGCGAAAAUCAUCGUCGAGCGUCUGACCUCGCGACUUCAACACGCAAACUGCGCCGUCGUCCUCAUGACGAUUCGGAUCCUGUGGCGUUUACUGGAGCGCUUCCCCACAGCAUUGAGCGAAUCAAGCAGCGGUGAUUUCAAAACGCGCAAGAUGCUUCCGGCACUGGUGUCUUUGGUAUCGAGUGCGCAGCCGCCAGAGGUUGCAUACGUUGCACUCCGGAUCCUGCAUAUUUUCAUGCAUACCAAUUCAGCCUAUCUAGAAAAGCACUAUCAGAGCUUUUUCUGUGAUUUUAAUGAGCCUAGUUAUGUGAAACAGGAAAAAAUCGGCCUUCUCAUGUACGUGUUGAAUGCGGCAAAUGCGAAUGCGAUACUCGCGGAGCUGCAGCGCUAUGCGAACGACGUCGAGCAAAACCUGGCGACACGCGCCGUUGACGCUAUCGGCUUUGCGGGCCUGCGGUGCGAGGCCGCUGCGCCUGCCGCGGUAGAGGCUUUGCUGAGCCUUGCGCGACGCGGUGCACCGCAGAUGACAGAGCGCGUGCUGGUGGCGGUCACCGUGCUUCUCCGUCAGUACGGUAAUCGCUUCCAGGCAGCAGCAGAGAAAUUUGUGCAGCUCGCAACCGCUCCAGACGACGAGCAUGGCCAAGUGGCACUCGUUCGCUUCGAAGAUGAGCGAGCACGUGUUGCCCUGCUCUGGCUGGUAGGCGCAUACGCACCACUCAUUUUUUGUGAUGUGCUUCGUGGGUCCAUUUGGGCAGCGGAGCAGGAGGCUGGGUUUCUGUCGGAGACGCAUUCCGUCCAGAGUCAAAUACUAUCGAGUCUGGCGCGUUUGUAUGGGCGUGCUCGGCAGCGCGCGGCUAGCAAGUCGACGCCUGAGGCGGUCAGUGAGCUUCGUGCUGCUGCAGCGGCCCUGGAGCACACGUGCCAGGUGGCUAUCGCGCAGAGCGGACGCCCCGAGGUGCGCGCUCGGGCGCUCUUUUAUCGUUGGCUGCUCGACCAAGAGGCUCCGUCGGCAACGACGUCCAGCAUCACGCUUAGCGAAGUGGAACGUCUCGCCCACGAAGAAAAGCCACCAGCAAUACCACUGCAUGCUGUUUUCAACGAGGACCCGGCGCUGCUUCAAGAGUUCCAAGACGAACUCGGAUCCAUCGCUUCGGUGCUUGGUCUGUCGUCACAUAGGCUGGCAUGGGUCCGUUCCACACGUUUCGAAACGCAGGCGCUGGCGCAUGCGGGCUCAGAUAUGCACCCAGAAAGAGCUGGUGGUGUCCAAGCAACCGCUAGAGUGCCGCUCCCCGCGACAGCGACAGCGACAGCGACAGCGACAGAGCGCUCGACCUCAGCGUCCCGUUCGGUGCCAAGCGGGAAUGAGGUUCCUUUGCCUGCGGCUCCUGAUCAUAUUCCGCCUCGCUUGCUCUUAUCGACAGAGGCCGGACACGGGCUACGUAUUACCGGUGGACUGGUGCGAUCUCGGACAUCGUCAUCGUCAUUUGAUGAGACGCAUGGCAUGCAGCUGCGUUUGCUGUUGGAGAAUAUUGCCGCAGCUCAGGGCGUCGGUGAUUUUGCGAUUCAACUGAACAAGAACAUCUUUGGGGUCGUGGCACCGCCGCGCUUCACAACGGAGCCACCAAUCCUUCAACGAGGCGACAGUGCGGUGGUGGUGCUCCCGCUCACCAUCCAGAAGGAAGCAUUCGCUGAUCAACGAGCGAAUCUGGUGCAAAUUGCCAUCAAGUGCACACCACUGGGGGUGCUCUACUUUUCCGAUACGAUACCGGUCAUGGAGGCGAUCCACGCGACACCUCGCUCCCUUGAUCGAGCAGCUUUUCUAGACCAGUGGAAUCGUUUGGGAUCCGCUGCUGAAGAGCGUUUCAACUGGGAGCGAGCCGCCUCGCAGACGGUAUCAGACGUUCGGACGCGUCUCCGGGCGCUGACACAGACCUUGUCGAUCAUGGCGGAGCGCUGGCUCCAGCCGACUGAUGCGUCUGUCUGGCAGGUGUUCUGGGCAGCUCAGAUGGGUCUCAGUGCACCAAUGUUGGGCGAAAUGGUUGUCGAGUCCACACCGCCGCGGGUAGCGCUAGUGGUGCGCUCGCAGGCACCAAAACUGGUCAUCUCGCGCCUGGUCGAGAUGCUCCAACACCAUCUCACCGGUAAUGUAGCGCUAGCCUAG